GAUUUGGAACAGCAUUUUAUCCCAUUGAUAAGGCGCCUCGCAACCGGGGAGUGGUUUACAAGUCGUACUUCUGCAUGCGGACUUAUUAGUGUGGUAUAUUCUCGGGCUACUCCGAUAUUCCGCCAAGAGCUUCGACAAAUUUUUAAGCAACUAUUUUCCGACGAGACUCCUAUGCUUCGCCGGGCAGCAGCAAGUAGGAUCGGAGAACUUGUCAGGGUUGUUGAGCUGGAUGCUAUUCGUGCAGAUCUCCUUCCUCUCUUGCCCCAAAUCGCUCAAGAUGAUCAUGAUUCCGUUCGCUUGCUGGCCAUGAAUGCGUGUGUUGAAUUCGCCAGAGUUCUUCCGCCAGAUGAUACUUUAAAGCACGUCAUUCCUCUAAUCCGAGGUGGAGCUGAAGACAAAUCUUGGCGUGUGCGCUAUCAGUUGGCAGACCACUUGACGGAAAUGCAAGCAGCUGUUGGUCCCCAGGUCACAGGACAGCAUUUAGUCGAAGUGUACCAGAUUCUCCUAAAAGAUCUUGAAGGAGAAGUGCGAGCUGCAGCAGCAAGUCAAUUAAAAACUUUUACGACUAGUCUUUCUCCGGAGUCCAGAGAACAAGUAAUAAUGGAAAUAAUCCUCCCCAUUAUUCGAGAAAUGGUUGCCGAGACCAAUUUGCAAGUUAAGACUGCUUUAGCUGGCGUUAUGAUGGCUCUUGCUCCUCUUCUUGGAAAAGCAAACACCAUGGAUCACCUCUUGCCUCUUUUCCUUGUACAAUUAAAAGAUGAAAAUCCUGAUGUAAGUAUUACAAAUUCGGCCUACAUUCUUUCCCUCAUGCAAAAUAUUUGUGUUAGAUUAACUAAAUUAGUAUAG
This is a messenger RNA of Protopolystoma xenopodis, 846 nucleotides long. The record is from the annotation of a GenBank genome assembly. NCBI's taxonomy places the organism in Eukaryota, Metazoa, Platyhelminthes, Monogenea, Polystomatidea, Polystomatidae.